AUGGCUGAACAACGUAACAUCGUAGUUGUUGGCGGUAGUAUCGGUGGGUUGAUGGUCGCACACGACGUCCUGAAGAACAUCCUCCCAGUGCUCAAGGACAAGGCCGAUGCGAAUUACCAUGUGUAUCUCAUCAACCCCUCUUCGAACUGGUAUUAUAAAGUGGCCGCUCCACGUGCGUCAGCCUCGACUACUCGUAUGGCCGCUGAGAAGCUCAUGUUUAACAUCGAGGAUGGUUUCAAACAAUAUUCAGCAGACGACUUUACGUUCAUUGAGGCUACUGCUACAGGGCUCAACAUCACCUCACGCACUGUAUCAUACAAGAGUCGGAAGUCCUUGGACGAUGAGUACCUCGCAUACCAUGCCCUUAUUGUCGCAACAGGAAGCAAUACUUAUUACCAGGCCUUCUCCCAAAGCGCUGCUACACAAGACGUCUUCGAUGCUAUCAAGACCACGAACGAAAAGGUCGACUCAGCGAACGACAUCGUCAUCGUUGGCGGAGGUCCCACAGCCAUCGAGUUCGCCGCCGAAGUAGCAGAACAUCGUAACGGAAAGCCUGGGUGGUUUACCAAUGCCGAGCGAAAAGUUAACAUCACACUCAUUACCACGACUGAUCGUUUACUCACCUCCCUCCGCCCUGCCAUCGGUCAAGCCGCAGAGCGAAAACUCAAAACCAUGGGUGUCGAUGUCGUCCUCAAUACUCGCGUCGUCGGCGCAGAAAAGAACAGACUCGGCCGCACAACCGUCACUCUUGCCCAAGGCGAGACUCUCGAGACGGAUCUCUAUGUCCCCGCCUAUGGCGUCGAACCUAACUCCUCAUGGUUGCCCACCUCGCUCCUCGACGAGAGGAAGUACCUCGUAACAAACGACACCCUCCGCGUAGAAGGUGCUGGCUCACGAGUCUACGCCAUUGGCGACGUAGGGUCCUACUCGCACAACAACAUUUGGGACAUUCUUGACUCAAUACCCGUCCUCGCUGUGAACAUGAAGCGCGAUCUUCUAUCAUAUAAUGCUAUGCUGCCGAAUGAGAAACCAAGAGGCAAGGAUCGUAUGUUCAAGACGGAAACGCGCGAGCGCAUGGCGGUGCCCAUGGGAACGAGUGGGGGUGUGGGUGCGUUCAUGGGGUGGUGGUUGCCAAGUUGGGCGGUUUGGUUGGGUAAAGGAAGGGAUUAUUUGAUUGGCAUGGCCGGAUUGCCGACAGUGAAUGGGAAGGCUGUCAAGAAGACGGUUUGGACGAGAGAGGAGGCUGCGAUAUGA
Parastagonospora nodorum SN15 is the source of this 1254-nucleotide messenger RNA. RefSeq lists its product as hypothetical. Gene Ontology annotation, molecular function: electron-transferring-flavoprotein dehydrogenase activity; flavin adenine dinucleotide binding. The transcript has a single exon. The record is from RefSeq and is a predicted model, not a curated record. Gene Ontology annotation, cellular component: cytoplasm. Bases 1 to 1254 code for a protein of 417 amino acids. Lineage: Eukaryota; Fungi; Ascomycota; Dothideomycetes; Pleosporales; Phaeosphaeriaceae.